Globicephala melas (long-finned pilot whale) is the source of this 3867-nucleotide messenger RNA. RefSeq names its product proton-coupled amino acid transporter 2. Gene Ontology annotation, molecular function: L-alanine transmembrane transporter activity; glycine transmembrane transporter activity; amino acid:proton symporter activity. Gene Ontology annotation, biological process: proton transmembrane transport; glycine transport; proline transmembrane transport. NCBI's taxonomy places the organism in Eukaryota, Metazoa, Chordata, Mammalia, Artiodactyla, Delphinidae. The record is from RefSeq and is a predicted model, not a curated record.
UCGCAGCACUACCUGGCGGCGGGAGCUGCCUCUGCGGGAAGGACGGUGCUCGCGGGAUCUGGGCGUGAGCCGCGCGUCGAAGAUCCAGGCCCGGCCGCGAGACCAGAGUCGGAGAGCGCGGUACCCUGAGCUGUGGGCUUGUGAAAGGUGGCUCAGUUUUACCCUAGCCGUACGUUAACACGUCUCACCGAGCAUAUGUUGCGCUUAAUAAUCGAGAAAUAAUGCAUCUUUUCCAAACUUUCGUCAUACUUCUAAACGUUUGCCCAAACGUGUGGUUGCGACUAGAAAUGGGGCAGUGAGGAGGGAAGCAGAAAGGUCAGAGAAGAGAAGAUGCUCCUCUACUGGCUUUGGAGAUGGAGCCACAAGCCAAGAAAGUGCGGGAGGCCUUUAGAAGCUGGAGAAGCAAAGAAGGGGAUUCUCCCUAGAGCCUCCAGAAAAAAACACAGCCCUGCCAACAUCUUGAUUUUAGGACUUCUGACCUCCAGCACUCUAAGCUCAUGGAAGGCAGGGACUGCACCCUGGCCCCGGUGGAUCCCCAGCACGCAGCGGAGUGGCCAGCAUGGGGGUACUUCAUCGGAAGGAGGAAGAGAAAGAACAGACUCUUAGAGCAACUGUGAGGCGUCUCCGUGUUGAGGGUAGGAGAAGCCCAUCUCUCCAUCCAUUCAUGCUUUUGGCCGUUUGUUCUUCCCAAGGAGCAGAGCCUGCAUCACAACAGGCGAGGUCUUCGUUGUGGCACACAGGAUCUUCACUGUGGCAUGUGGGAUCUUUAGUUGUGGCAUGCAGACUCUUAGUUGUGGCAUGUGUACUCAGUUGUGGCCUGCGGGCUUAGAGCAUCCUGCGGCAUGCACGCAGCAUCUAUUUCUCCAACCAGGGAUUGAACCCAGGCCCCGUGCAUUGGGAGCGCGGAGUCUCACCUACUGGACCACCAGGGAAGUCCUGUGGAGAAGACUUUUAAGUACGUGGGCCUCUCACUGUUGUGGCCUCUCCCGUUGCAGAGCACAGGCUCCGGAUGCGCAGGCUCAGUGGCCAUGGCUCAUGGGCCCAGCUGCUCUGCGGCAUGUGGGAUCUUCCCGGACCGGGGCACGAACCCGUGUCCCCUGCAUCUGCAGGCGAACUCUCAACCACUGCGCCACCAGGGAAGCCCGCCAGUUUCUUUUAUAGAACAGAGAGGGAGAAGAGCCAUGUCCAUGACAAAGAGUGCCGGGGGUCCCCAGGGAGCUGUUGACCUCAAACUGGACCUCAAGCCCUCUUCCGAAAGUGCCAAGAAGUUGCAGAACAAGGAUUCCAGUUUCUUGGAUGGAAGCCCUUCUGAGUCGCCGGACUUGGAAAUGACCAAGGGCAUAACAGCAUUCCAGGCCUUGGUUCACCUGGUGAAAGGUAACAUAGGCACAGGGGUCCUGGGACUACCCCUGGCUAUGAAGAAUGCAGGCAUCCUGGUGGGCCCUCUCAGUUUGCUGGCCAUGGGCUUCAUCUCCUGCCACUGUAUGCACAUCUUGGUCAGGUGUGCCCAGCGCUUCUGCCACAGACUUAACAAGCCCUUUAUGGACUACGGGGAUACGGUGAUGCAUGGACUAGAAGCCAGCCCCAGCACCUGGCUCCGGAACCACGCACACUGGGGAAGGCGUAUCGUGAGCUUCUUUCUUAUAGUCACCCAGAUGGGCUUCUGCUGCGUGUACAUUGUGUUUCUGGCUGAUAAUUUAAAGCAGGUCGUGGAAGCGGUUAAUAGCACAACCAACAACUGCCAUUACAACAGGACAGUGAUCCUGACGCCCACCAUGGACUCGAGACUCUACAUGCUCGCCUUCCUGCCCUUCCUGGUGCUUCUGGUGUUCGUCAGAAACCUCCGAGCCCUGUCCAUCUUCUCCCUGUUGGCCAACAUCACCAUGCUGGUCAGCUUGAUCAUCAUCACCCAGUCCAUCAUCCAGGGAAUUCCAGACCCCAGCCGCUUGCCACUGGUAGCAAAUUGGAAGACCUACUCGCUCUUCUUCGGAACAGCCGUUUUUUCAUUUGAAAGCAUUGGUGUGGUUCUGCCCCUGGAAAACAAGAUGAAGGAUGCCCGCCGCUUCCCAGUCAUCCUGUCUUUGGGAAUGUCCAUCGUUACUGCCCUCUACAUCAGCAUCGGGACUCUGGGCUACCUGCGGUUCGGAAAUGACAUCAAGGCCAGCAUAACCCUUAACCUGCCCAACUGCUGGCUGUACCAGUCGGUCAAGAUCCUCUACAUAAUUGGCAUCCUGUGCACCUACGCCCUGCAGUUCUACGUCCCUGCAGAAAUCAUCAUUCCCUUCGCCACCUCCCAGGUGUUAAAGCGCUGGGCACUGCCUCUGGAGUUGUUCAUCCGCCUCGCCAUGGUCAGCCUGACAUGCAUCUUGGCCAUCCUCAUCCCCCGCCUGGACCUGGUCCUCUCUCUGGUGGGCUCCCUGAGCAGCAGUGCGCUGGCCCUCAUCAUCCCACCCCUCCUGGAGAUCACCACCUACUACUCAGAGGGCAUGAGUCCCAUCACCAUCAUCAAGGACGCCCUGAUCAGCAUCCUGGGCUUCGUGGGCUUUGUGAUGGGGACCUACCAGGCCCUGGACGAGCUGAUCCAGUCAGAAGACCCUCUCACCUUUUCCAACUCCACCAUUUUUAUUCAGUGAAAAUGGCACUGCUUCUUACCCACCAGCACCUGACAUUUAAUGAUAUAAAUCUCUUCUAUAUGCAUUAUCUAUAUUUUGCUGCUUUACCUUUCUCUGAGUCAAGUCACAGUGAAACAAGCACGGACUCACCAGCUACAAGGUCUAGAUGGUAAUUUAAAAAAAAUUUUUUUUUAAUUUAUUUUCUUUCCGUCUCUAGCUUUCCACUACACUGAGAGCUCUCUCACUGAAGGCUCUUGAUUCCAUUCGGGUUUUUGGCAAUUCACACGAUGAAUUUCACACCUUGAGUGGGGCUAUGCAAGAGGAAGCCACCAGGGGGCAUCCAAGAGGCAGCACCUGACAGAAGGAGGUGCAGCCAGCUAAGGCUGAUGGUGAUUUGGUAGACAAAGGGUGUCCUCUUUUCCAGAUCUGUUUAAAGAGCAAAGAUUAAGAGUGGGGACAUAAUCCAUAAUCCAGCAAGGUGUGCACAGCUCCAGCGUCAAGAUGGACAGGAUCCACAGGUCCAUGGUGAGCUGCAACUCUCAGACAGAAAGGAACCACCAUAUUUAAGUCAAGGGCAAUAAACUUUCUAAACAACUGGAUAAAGUUUUGGCCCAAUUCAAAGAUCUCAACAAGGGACAGUCGUCACAGAAAUGGAUGUGCCAAUGGCGGGGGGUGGGGGGUAGGGUGGGGAUGGACAAUGAUUAUUUCAUUAUUUAUCGCUUGAUUCUUUUUUUUUUUCUUUAACCUCUUGAUUCUUGCAACAAGCGUUCUUUCUUACCUACCACACACCAAGCAUAGUUCAAAGUUCUUGUAAUAGUUUGCAAAAAUGGCGACAAAUUCCUCUUGACAAUGUGACAUUGCAGCUCCCAUCAAGAAGUGAAAUCUAUAUCUCUACCCCUAGAAACUUGUCUUGGCCUUGUAACUUGCUUUGGCCAAUGGGACAUUAGUAAAUGUGACACGAGCAGAGGUUUCGUGACGGCUAAUGCAGUGGAACUUUCAUCGUGAUGCUCUGUGUAGAUAAGAGCACCAAGUGAAGAAGCCGGGGCUAGCCUGCUGGAGGAAGAGAGACCAUGUGGAGCAGAAAUGAAUCAUCCCAGUUGAGCCCCAUCUCCCAGAACAGCCAGCCUGCCGACUUCCAGACACGUGAGUGAUGUAUCCUAGACUAUAUACAGCCCUAGUCAAGCUGGCCUGGACCAUAAAUAUUGCUCAGAUGAUCCACAGAAUUAUGAGAAAUAAUAAAUGUUUUUAGUCUUAA